Fukomys damarensis (Damara mole-rat) is the source of this 978-nucleotide messenger RNA. Its product is annotated as olfactory receptor 7E24. Bases 58 to 978 code for a protein of 306 amino acids. Gene Ontology annotation, molecular function: G protein-coupled receptor activity; olfactory receptor activity. Gene Ontology annotation, cellular component: membrane. Lineage: Eukaryota; Metazoa; Chordata; Mammalia; Rodentia; Bathyergidae. Gene Ontology annotation, biological process: G protein-coupled receptor signaling pathway. The record is from RefSeq and is a predicted model, not a curated record. The transcript has a single exon.
UAGUUUUGGUUUCAUUUUUCCAAUGAAUUUUUCUUUUUGAAAAGGUGUUCAAGCACUAUGAGAGCACAUAAUCUGACAAGAGUCUCAGAAUUCCAUCUCCUGGGCUUCUCAGAGGACCCAGACCUGCAGCCCGUCCUCUUCGGACUGUUCCUAUUCAUGUACCUGGUCACAGUGCUUGGGAACCUGCUCAUCAUCCUGGCCGUCAGCUCUGACUCCCACCUCCACACCCCCAUGUACUUCUUCCUCUCCAACCCCUCCUUGGCUGACAUCUCUUUCACCUCCUCUACAGUCCCAAAGUUGAUUGUAGACAUCUUGACUCACAGUAGAGUCAUCUCCUUUGUGGGCUGCCUGACACAGUUGUCUCUGUUUCUCUUUUUUGGAUGUAUGGAUGACUUGCUACUGACUGUGAUGGCCUACGACCGCUUUGUGGCCAUCUGCCACCCGCUGCAUUACUCAACCAUUAUGAACCCUCCACGCUGUGUCUUGUUAGUUUCGUUCUCUGUCUUUUCUGGCCUUCUGGAUUCCCAGGUGAACAAUUUAAUUGUCUUAAAUGUUACCUGUUUCAAGAAUAUGCAAAUUGCUAGUUUCUUUUGUGACCCUUCUCGACUCCUUGACCUUUCAUGUUCUGAUACCCUAAUCAAAAACAUAGUCACGUACACAAUUGGCAUCCUAUUUGGUUUUUUUCCCAUGUCCGGGAUCAUUUUCUCCUACUAUAAAAUUGUUUCUGCCCUUCUGAAAAUCCCAUCAUCUGGGGGGAGGUACAAAGCCUUUUCUACCUGUGGUUCUCAUCUGUCAGUUGUUUGCUUAUUUUACGGAACAGGUAUUGGAACGUAUCUUGGUUCAAAUCCAUCACAUUCUCCCAGGAAGGGCAUGGUGGCCUCCCUGAUGUACGCUGUGGUCAACCCGAUGCUGAAUCCCUUCAUCUACAGCCUGAGGAACAGGGACAUUCUUAACACCCUAAAGAGGCUCCGCGGUUGA